Capsicum annuum is the source of this 1124-nucleotide messenger RNA. RefSeq names its product zinc finger CCCH domain-containing protein 6-like. The transcript is spliced from 8 exons. NCBI's taxonomy places the organism in Eukaryota, Viridiplantae, Streptophyta, Magnoliopsida, Solanales, Solanaceae. The record is from RefSeq and is a predicted model, not a curated record. Gene Ontology annotation, molecular function: mRNA binding; metal ion binding. The coding region runs from base 1 to 858 and encodes 285 amino acids.
AUGUAUAGUGAUAUCCAGCCAAUGGACACUGCUCCGGUGACAGAAAUGACUUUCUCCGGCGCCGAAACUGGGCUCGAAGAGCCACUCGAUUGUGGUUAUUACCUGAGGAAUGGAUUCUGCGGCUAUGGCGCUCGUUGUCGGUUCAAUCAUCCUCGCAACCGUAGUUUGUACUAUAUGAUGACGGGAAUGUGUAAAUUUGGUGCUUUCUGCAAAUAUCACCAUCCAAAUCAAGGAGAGGGAUAUCCAAGCCUGGGGAACCUUUUCCUUUACCAGCGGCUAUUCCCCACCAUCCACUUAUCCAGCACUGCAUUCUCCUUUUGUUCAUUCAACCGAACAAUAUGGAAUGGUUCCUAUCUACCUAGCACAUAUGGUCCUAUGCAUUUUCCUCCUGAAAUGGUUUCCAUGUUGGAUUGGAUUCCUUGUCUGGCUUCGGCUAGUCUAGUGGCCUCUCAAUCUACUCAGUCUGCUGGUGGAGCAGGUCCAGUUUAUGGACCUAUGAUAGUCUGCAACUAUCUGCUUCAGCACUUGCCUACACGGGACCGUGGUGCACCAAUUUGCUGUCACUACUCACAAGUAGGAGUGUGCAAAUUUGGACCUUCGUGCAAGUUUGAUCAUCCACUUGGAAUAAGUUACAGUCCCUCGGCAUCUUCUCUCACUGAUAUGCCUGUUGCGCCAUACCCUGGUGGAUCUUCUGUUGGUACUUUGGCUCCAUCUUCCUCUUCCUCAGACUUGAGGCCUGAACUUGUUUCUGGAUCCAGCAAGGAAGUCUUCUCUACCCAAGCAUCUUCUAUGAGAGCUGCGAGCGGUCCAGUUGGUUCAAUGUUCUCAAAAGUUUUAUAUGAAGACGAGGAUAUGUAAAUUUGGUGUUUCCUGCAAAUAUCACCAUCCAAGACAUGGAGAGGGAUCUCUAAGCCUAGUGACACAUGACAUUCAUGGUUACACCAUGCGACUGGUCUGCUUAUUUUCAUGUUCAUUAUAUUCCUUCUGUCUCCUUGUAUUGCUAUCUCCAUUCUUUUAUGUUUUCGUUUCUUUUCCGUGUCUUCUAUAAAAUGUUGUACCAUUAAAUUAUUUUUCUGGUUUGACUCGUUGAGUUCGUUUCACAGAAUGAAAGGAAAUGUUCUAAC